UGAUUUAUUGGCAUUAUGUGUGCAUGGGCAAUGUAUUGUCUCGAUGUCGGGUCUCUUAUCUAGCAUCUCACGGGAGUCUGAUUGAUGCCUUCCAUUCGCCGUUAAAGUGCUGGUGGAGCUCAGCUCGGUGUUUGUUGCUGCUAAACCGGAUUAAGUAAAGACUCGAGGGAUGCAUAAGUGGAGGUCAUCUCGGUCUUUCGACACUUCAUUGAUGCUUAUUGGUCCGUGUGUUAUAAUAGUCGGUAGCCUAGGCUUGCUUACACUUCCACUAGUCAUUAAUCGAGUAUGGUCAUAUUUUUGUCACGGCUUGGCCCCGCAGCAGCGCCCUCAAAUCCGUCAAUAUCGUUGCAGGUUGCAUGAGAAUGACAUCAAGAAGGCAGGAGGGAAACUGGGCUGGCUUUUGGCAAUAUAGUCAAACGAGUAGUUAAGAGGACCGCAUCCCGCUCCCUGAGUCCACGAUCUCUAUCUCUUCGUCUACG
Messenger RNA from Aspergillus eucalypticola CBS 122712, 479 nucleotides. RefSeq lists its product as uncharacterized. The transcript has 2 exons. Lineage: Eukaryota; Fungi; Ascomycota; Eurotiomycetes; Eurotiales; Aspergillaceae. The coding region runs from base 170 to 412 and encodes 80 amino acids. The record is from RefSeq and is a predicted model, not a curated record.